Miniopterus natalensis is the source of this 2082-nucleotide messenger RNA. RefSeq names its product ACD shelterin complex subunit and telomerase recruitment factor (gene ACD). Lineage: Eukaryota; Metazoa; Chordata; Mammalia; Chiroptera; Miniopteridae. Gene Ontology annotation, molecular function: telomeric repeat DNA binding. The record is from RefSeq and is a predicted model, not a curated record. Gene Ontology annotation, cellular component: telomerase holoenzyme complex; chromosome, telomeric region; shelterin complex. Gene Ontology annotation, biological process: telomere capping; telomere maintenance via telomerase; protein localization to chromosome, telomeric region.
GUGGAACGCGGAGUCCACGUUUCCUAGGAAACGGUGCUGGGGCUGGAGACGUUUUGUGUGCUCUUACGUCAUUACGCUACGGUCAGCGCGUUCUCGGAGACUGGGGGAGGUGCUCGGCCAAUCCGAGGGGAGAGUGAUACCUAUUGGGUGCUAUCUGUAAUAUUUCUACCGGCCUUACAAGACUACUAGGAAACUGAGUUACAAUACUUGCUGAAUCCUUCGGGGCUACACGGCGUUGAAGGGACUCGGGCUAACCUCGGCCGCAGCCUCAGGCCCCAGAUUCCUCCCUCUCCAUCUGAGCCGGCCCUUGGCCUCUGCCUGCCCAGAGCCAAGGGAGUGUUGACGGACGGCCCGGAAGCCGGACCGCUGCCCGGAGAGAGAACAAACAAGGAAGCGUCCAGUCAAUCCAAGAAGGAUCUUCACGCAGGUUCUCGAACAGCAUACGCUCUUGCGCACGCGCAGCCACGCACUUGGGUGGGGCCUCGAUCUCAGGUCCCGCCCAAUAGUCGUGCGUUUCCUCUUCCGACGAAAGGCGGGACCGCAGCGCCAGCGAGAACCCUGGGCCAGCGGUCCUCCGCUAAGUUCCGCUGCGGGAAUGGCAAGCUUGAAGAGCUUGGUCCUGCGGCCCUGGAUUCGAGAGCUGGUCCUGGGGUCAGAGAGGCUCUCAAGUCCACGGGCGGGGCAGCUGCUUCAGGUGCUGCAGGAGGCCGAGGCCCCAGGCCGGUCCUGCGCCACAGGCGCGUCUGAUGUCGGGGCCACGCUGCUUGUGUCCGAUGGGGCCCACAGUGUCCGAUGCCUGGUAACGCGGGAAACCCUGAACGCCUCGGACUGGGAAGAGAAGGAGUUUGGCUUCCGAGGGGCUGAAGGCCGGCUGCUGCUGCUGCAAGACUGCGAGGUCCGAGUCCAAGUAGCAGAGGGCGGCGCGCCCGCGGAGUUCUACCUCCAGGUGCACCGCUUCAGCCUAAUGCCCACGGAGCAGCCCCGGGAUUGGGUGACUGGUUGCAACCAGGACCCGGAUGUGCAGAAAAAGCUGAAAGACUGCCUGGAGGAGCAUCUUUCAGAGUCCGCCUCCUCCAAUGCAGGCCUUUCACUGUCUCAACUUCUGGAUGAAGUGCAGGAAGAACAGGAGCAUCAGGGGGCACUAGUGCGCCUGGCUGAGAGCUGUCUGAUGCUGUCAGGCCCUUGCACAGCACCCCCGCUCACCCGCUGGGCUGCCUCAAGCCACUUGGCCAUGGAAGAAGCUAUGUACACUGUCCCCAGCCUAUGGUUGCACAUCUCUGAGACUGACCAGCGAAUCCUGAACUCUCUGGGCCCAGGUCAGAGAACACAGGGCCCUGAGCUGCCCCCACCAGACCCGACUCUUCAGGACCUAUCACUGACCCUGUCCUCCUCUCCUUCUUCACUCAGUUCCUCAGGAAACUCUGCCUUACCCAGCCACAUGUCAGCAGAGGAAAGUGGUGCCAGUCUCAGCCUUCUACCUGCCCUGUCCUUGGCUGCUCCAGACACAGGGCAGAAGAGCAGCUUCCAGCCCCAACCAGCCAUCUGCUCAGCCCCUGGCCCCCUGGCCCCUAGUUCCCCACAUCCCAGCCAUGUAUCCAACUCCCAACUCCUGAGUUGUACCCCAAGUCUGUCACCUCUUAGUCACAUCCCCAGUUCACAUCAGGCCCAUGUGACCAUGCCCCAGCCCCAGAAACCUAGACUGGAGUUCAAGGAGCUAGGGUUGCCCCCCAAGAACUGGCAGCAUUCUCCAAGGAUAAGAACCACCGAGGGAGUCCUGGAGUCCAGUCCCGUCUGGGACCCUCCAAAGAAGCAUCGUGAUGGAUCCACCUUCCAAUAUGUGUACGAGCCACCCUGCACUUCCCUCUGUGCCCAGGUCCAAGCUGCCAGGCUCCCUCCCCAACUCCUGGCCUGGGCCUUGCAUUUUCUGAUGGAGCCACAGCCGGAAUCUGAGCAAACCCAGGUGUGAGGGGUCAUGUGACCACAUGGGAGAAUGUGUGCAUACAGGUCAUGCCUGUGGGUGGACAAACAGUGCUCCACACUCUGCUUCCUCUGAGUUUUUUAAUAAAAUAAUCUCAUGCGGCA